Messenger RNA from Lolium rigidum, 884 nucleotides. RefSeq lists its product as uncharacterized. The transcript has a single exon. The record is from RefSeq and is a predicted model, not a curated record. The coding region runs from base 108 to 884 and encodes 258 amino acids. Lineage: Eukaryota; Viridiplantae; Streptophyta; Magnoliopsida; Poales; Poaceae.
CGGAACCCUCCUCGCUCCAUCUCAUUCUCCUCUCCCCCGACGUACGCUCCACACCACACCACACACAAACACGUUGCAAGUCGAUCGUAGCACCAGCAGCUGCAGCAAUGGAGGAAAGGAUCCACCGGCGCCAGGAACCGCGAACCACCGCCGACCCCGCGCUCUCCUCGGGGGACGACGAGUCGACUGACGGGGAGUUCGAGUUCCCCUGCUUCCUCGGCCACAACCACGGAUCACCCGCGCUGGCCGACGACCUCUUCGCCGACGGCCGCAUCAGGCCCGCCACUUUCUACCCGGUCUUCGGCCGCCGCUCGUCGGUAACCCACGGCCUCGCCCCGGCGCCGGCGCCGGCGACAGAGCGGAGGACGAGAGGGCAGCUGGGCCGGCUCUUCCUCGAGGAGUCCCGCGCGUGGAACAGCUCCUCGUCCUCCAGCACCGGCUCGUCCGCGUCCACGUCGUCCUCCGCGGCGACCGACGACCUGGAAGGCGCGGCGCCGGAGAGCUACUGCGUGUGGGCGCCCGGCGCGUCCUCGCCGCGGCCCAGGAAGAGCGGCUCCACGGGGUCGUCCGUGGCGCGCUGGCGCCGCAUCAGCGACCUCGUCGUCGGCCGCAGCCACAGCGACGGCAAGGAGAAGUUCCUCUUCCUCCCGGCCAACCCGCCCCCGGCGCCGAUCAAGAACCCUGCGACGAAGCCGAGCGCCAGCAAGAAGAAGACCGAGAUCGGCACGGUGGGCGCCGCGCAACGGAUGGCGACCCAGUACGGCACCGCCAAGGCGGCUGGCGCGGCCACCCCGCGGCGCACCUUCCUGCCGUACCGCGAGGAGCUCGUCGGCUUCUUCGCCAGCGUCCACGGCAUCAGCCGGAGCCACCCACACCCCUACUGA